AUGCUCAUGCCCUGUUUCGAUCAGUACCAUUUUAACCUGACAUCAGGCGAAUGUGCUGAUUUUAUAUUUUGGGAUGAAAAACCAUUAAAUUUUGGAUACAUUUUGAUUGCCAUGUUAUUUCCACACUUUUUGACCAUUGUUGUGCACGCAUUGAAUUUGUAUAUGAUGGAAAAAGAAAAGCGUAAUUUACAACUACAGCAGCGACUAGAUUCGGCUGAGCGUGCAGUUAUUGCAACGGCAUCACUUUAUGCGUUGCGCCUUAGUCAGAAUUCAGAGACGAUCACUCAGCCAAGACCUAAUAAUCAAUUUCAACCCCCACAACAGUUGAACAUGCAUCGUUGUGAUAGAAAUACACCCCAAGUAUAUAUUAGUCCACGCCAAUCAUCGCGAUCGUAUGCGUUUUCUACACAUGUGCCUAUUAGAGAUCAUCCCCAUGUAUCACGAGGGCAGGGAUUGAUACCACCACGAACAGCUUCACUUGCAGCAUCUCGCUCGACACGAUCAUCUAUACCACAGCCGCUGGUAGUAUUGAAUAACAACAACACACCGACUAUUGACAUGCAUGAAAGGAACCGUACAACAUACUCUAUGCCAACAAGAAUAGUCUUUCCAAGAGGCACGCUAUUAGGGGAACUUGAUGCACGACAGCAGCAUACCACCCCAAAAUUAUUUCAUGAAAUGAUCAUUUUCACCACAUUUACUGGCCUGUAUUGUCAUUCAGACUCUGACAAAGUCAUGCAUUUAUUGAUUCAAUAUGACCUGUUAACCAUUCAAUAUGACCUGUUAACCAUUCAAUAG
Molecule: messenger RNA, 798 nt
Organism: Batrachochytrium dendrobatidis JAM81
Lineage: Eukaryota; Fungi; Chytridiomycota; Chytridiomycetes; Rhizophydiales
Exons: 3
Coding region: 1-798 (265 amino acids)
Source: RefSeq, a predicted model, not a curated record